AAGUCCAAAUUAACGAACAACGACGAAUUCUCUAGUCCUUUUCGUGAAGCAAAUGGAGAUGGAGUAUCCAGUAUCCUUCGUCUGUCUCAAGCUCGUAGUCGUCGAUGUUAUUGUAGGUCCAUUUACCAUAUUCUCUUCAGCAUGAUUCAUGGACCGUUGGACUGGUGUUUUGAAAGUUCCUGUGGCUCCUACCAGCAGAAAUCACUAUAGAGUUGCUGCAUCCCUGUGCCUCUCAUCUACUUUAGGAACCCUAGAUGUGCCUACUGCUAACGCCAUCUUUUUCAAUGGAGAUCGAGUUCAAGGGACCAGGAAUCCAGUGAUUGAGAGACUAUCUGAUUUACAGAAGUUAGCUGAAAUUCUGAUUUCCAAAUUUGGUUCUUCCGUUAAUGCAUGGGUCAUUGAGGCUUCCAUUUUCAAUGGGCCUUUUGCUGUCUACAAGGAUUUUAUUCCCUCAGUAAACCGGUAUGGGGAACCAAAGUCUUACAACCCAGUUGGAUUCCCAGCUUCUUCCUCAAUCGUUACUCUCUUGUCAAAUUGCCUCAAAGAGGUACAAGACAUCAUUUCAAAAAGACAGAAAGGAAACUUACCCGCUAAUUUAACUGCAUCAAUUUUCUGUCAACCCAAAAGUAUCAUCCUUGGAUUUAGCAAGGGUGGUACCGUGAUUAACCAGCUGGUUACUGAGCUCAGCGUCUCAGAAGUAAGAUCUACUCGAAUCCAUUCCCAACUAAAAGAACUUCCAAUGAGUGAGGACUUCUCUAACUUUCAAGAGGUCACUGAGAUCAUACCGAGUAGUAGAGAAAGCCUUUUAAACAGCAUCUCUGAGAUCCAUUAUGUGGACGUUGGCUUAAACUCUGCCGGUGCAUAUACCAAUGAUCCCAAUGUAAUUGAGAGGAUUUCCAAUCGGAUCACUCAAGGAGCUCAAGGACUACGUUUUUUCCUUCAUGGAACUCCUAGGCAAUGGUGUGACUGCAGGAGACCUACAAUACGCACUGAAAAGGACAAAUUGGUCGAGCUGCUCGAAAUGGAAGCCCCAAGGACUGACAGGAAACUGCAGGUGUCUCAGCGAUUCUACUUCGCUGAUCGGCCACCUGACCUGCAGAUGCAUUUUGAAAUAAUUGAAAAGCUGGAUGUUACCUAAGAAUUGAUACACCUGUGCAGCCAUGUUUAGCUCAUGAUUCUUCACACAAGUAUUCUGUCUUUUCCAUUGAAAUUCUCUCACUGGAGGCAACUCCAAAGACCUUUCUUUGUUGGAGCAUCAGAUUGGGAGGUUAUCCAUGCAGAAUCCUGUUGAAUUACAGUGCAUUGCCGUACUAUGCCGUCCUUUGCUGUGUCAAAACAAAAACCAGUAUAAAACAGAAAGCAGGGGGACAAGACAUUCCUCCAAUGGCCCCAGGUAUAUUAGUAGUUCUGUUGCUUCCAUUUGGAACUAAAUAAUGCUAUAAUAUACUCUCUUGUUGAAAAUGUCGUCGUUUUUGGUUUAUAUUAAAUAAAAAAACAUUUGAUGGAA
Tripterygium wilfordii is the source of this 1507-nucleotide messenger RNA. RefSeq lists its product as uncharacterized. Gene Ontology annotation, cellular component: mitochondrion. NCBI's taxonomy places the organism in Eukaryota, Viridiplantae, Streptophyta, Magnoliopsida, Celastrales, Celastraceae. The record is from RefSeq and is a predicted model, not a curated record. The transcript has 5 exons. The coding region runs from base 149 to 1138 and encodes 329 amino acids.